AUGGCUCAAAACGACCCGAAGUAUCAGAUUGGAGCAGAGCAGGCGCGGCAAAAUAUGAUGGUAGGGAUUUCGAUCGCUAUGACAUCCAUAGGAGCUAUUGUCGUUGGUUUUCGUCUCUUCACUCGUUCCCUAAUUGUGGGUCGCCUGUUUGCCGAUGACUGGGCUAUGGUCACGACAAUGGUCUUUUCGUUUGCAUAUCUGUUAGAAGUGUUGAUCGGGGCGAAGUCGUUCAAGGCUGGGUUUAGCGGAGCACAGCUGAGCGUGAGUGACAUGCAAGGCAUCCUUAAGAUCACGACCGCCAUCGUGGUGACUUACAAGAUGACGCUCACCAUGAUCAAAGUCUCCAUCUUGUGCUUCUACCUCCGCCUCGCGGUGCGCAGGACCUUUGAGCAGCUUUGCCAGUAUACUCUAGUACUAGUCGUAGUAUUCCAAGUCGUCGUGACCGCGGUGACGAUUGGGCAAUGCGUUCCGAUGAACAAGCUGUGGGACUUUACCGGUGCUGUGAAUGGGAAAUGUAUCAACACGAACAUAUUCUAUCACUUCGCGUCCGUCUUUCACAUCGUUACCGACAUCUGGAUCCUCAUCCUCCCAUACCAAAUCGUAACCCGCAUCGCUCGACCAUGGCACGAAAAGCUCUCUCUGAUCGCCAUCUUCGGCCUGGGCAUCUUCAGUAUUGCCGCUGCGAUUACUCGCCUCAGCUUCUUGCACAUCUUCACCGAGUCCAAAGAUCCAUUCUACGAUAGCCUUCCCAUCAACAUCUGGUCGAUGGUCGAAGUAAACACGAGCAUCAUCUGCGCUUCCCUACCUACAUUGAAGCCGCUAAUAAGUCGAUCGCAGCGCAGUAGGACUAGGGAGGUGAAUGGGUACACUGGCAAAAGCGACGCAGCGACACACGGUAGUAAUGGAACGGAGAUGUCGAUCACGAAAGAGACCAGAAUGGAUGUUUCGUUUACCGAGAGUUUAAGACCCCCUGUUCCGCCUAAGUCAAGCCAUAGCGAUUGGGACUUUGAUUCGAGUAUGGAUGUUUUCCGGGCAGCGAAGAGAAUCGAGGCGCAAUUUGUUUAA
Lindgomyces ingoldianus is the source of this 1065-nucleotide messenger RNA. RefSeq lists its product as uncharacterized. Lineage: Eukaryota; Fungi; Ascomycota; Dothideomycetes; Pleosporales; Lindgomycetaceae. The record is from RefSeq and is a predicted model, not a curated record. The transcript is spliced from 5 exons. The coding region runs from base 1 to 1065 and encodes 354 amino acids.